Botrytis porri is the source of this 1938-nucleotide messenger RNA. RefSeq lists its product as uncharacterized. The transcript has 7 exons. The record is from RefSeq and is a predicted model, not a curated record. NCBI's taxonomy places the organism in Eukaryota, Fungi, Ascomycota, Leotiomycetes, Helotiales, Sclerotiniaceae. Bases 1 to 1938 code for a protein of 645 amino acids.
AUGACUGAUCUAUAUGGUAUUCUUGACCAAUUGCGCCUGGUCAUCUCACGUUUUGACGACGAGUCAAUCUCUUCCGCCAUUCAAUUCCAACACAUAGUUGCUUGCCGAACACUACUUGACAGGAUUAAAGAGAGAUUAUAUAAAGCUGACCGCGACAAUAUAUGUAGUCAAAAGUCGGCGAUUGGCCGGAAAAUUUCAAAUUUAGGACGAGCUCUUAUCUGGCCUUUCAGCGUCGAUGAAACCAGAGCACUCAUCGAUGAUGUGACGACACAGAAGUCUACUUUGAUGUUUGCACUUCAAGUGGAUGGAAUGAAUGCGCUAUUUGAUGCACUCGGUGACCGGAAGAUACAAGGACUAAAUAUAGAAGCGAUACGGGCGAAUUUGCUUGGCCUCAGGAAGGAGAAAGCGGUAUCUGUAUUGAGUAGGUGCUUCGUGGCACUUAUUUUCCCUUACGUUCAACCUAACUGGUUCACCAAGGGAGAUCAUUUCAAGUCCUGGCUUGAUGAAAAGGAAUCGAAGUUGUGGUUGUAUGGUAUUCGUAAGCAUCCACUCCAUUCUCUCAACAAACUUACCCCAACUCGGAUAGUUAUUCUGAUGCUUGUCGUAGCUGGAGCUGGAAAAACUAUAUUAAUCAGCUCUGCCAUCAGCUGUAUUUUUGACCAGCUUGAAGAUGGUGAUUGUAUACGAUUUCCAACUCCACCUGAAAUUUUAAAUCCUCUAAAUAUCUUGGGUUCUCUGGUUAAGCAACUUGUGUUAGCCGACCGCCGUGGAUUUGCGGAGCUAGAAGCAUGUUGGGUCAAUUAUUGCCUAGAUGAGGAUAUUGGAAUUUCGAAUUUAAUAUCGGUAGAGCAUCUCUAUGAACUACUUCGGGAUAUAUCACGUUACUUCGACAACGUUUCUCUUGUUGUUGAUGCUCUAGAUGAAUGCGGAGAUGGUCGUUUGGAUAUUGUACGUCUUCUAACUAAACUCAACGCUACCAAAGACAGCAACAUCAAAAUGAUCUUGGCCUCACGGUCCGGACCAGAAAUCGAGAGGUACUUGGUAGAUUUUACAAAACUUUCAAUUGCAGUACACAGAAACGACUUGGAACUCUACGCUCACCUAGAGCCAAGAGCUGAAAGAAGAAAUCAUUUCGCGCAACGUUUAGUGGAUGAGGCACAGGUUAUGUUUCGCUGGGUAACAUGCCAACUAGAUCGGCUAUGCGACCUCGAUCCCCCCAGAGACAUUAACCGUAUCAACCUCAGCAGUGACGAGACAAAAGAGCUUGUUCGUCGAGUCUUGAUAUGGACAGUCUGUGCCGUUACACCACUCUCUUUAGCCCAAUUACUCGAAGCCGUAUCCAUAGACCUGUCUGAUAAGCAUUUGGACCGAGACAGAAUUCUGAAUGAGCAGAGUAUCUUGAAGAGAUGUAGUAGUCUCGUCAGGAAGACUAAGGGACCGUGGGACAUUCGAAUUGAAAUAGCACAUUUCAGCGUCAAGGAAUUUUUACUACUUGAAGUUCAGGAUGACCGCUAUUCCAUGUACCGCACUUCACAUGAUUUUCGAAAUGCUUAUAUGGCUAAGGUCUGUUUGACCUAUCUAUUGUUCGAAGAAUUUCGAGAUAUAAGUCUCUACACUAUGCACGCAGACAAAAAUGUUGUGAUUGAGAAAUACGCUUCGUUGAAUUUUGUUCGUCAUUCGUGUGAUAAGAGCGAUUAUGAAGGUAUUUCAAUAUUACUGAAACGACUCUUUAAUCCUCUGAAGACAGAGAAUUUCGUUCCUUGGGCCCAGGAACUUUUGCACCCCUCGUACUUUAACGGUGACCACCGUACUAUUGUUAAAAUUAUUGCGAGCACUAGUUCACUACAUUUUGCAAUCUUGCUGUCACUUCAUCAUGUCGUCGAAUGGUUAAUUUCAGACGCUAGCAAAUACUCUCAAAUAAAUGGGACCGUGAUAUAG